This is a messenger RNA of Hipposideros armiger (great roundleaf bat), 1965 nucleotides long. It is a transcript of the gene LDHD, whose product is annotated as lactate dehydrogenase D. Gene Ontology annotation, cellular component: mitochondrion. Bases 42 to 1499 code for a protein of 485 amino acids. The transcript is spliced from 11 exons. Lineage: Eukaryota; Metazoa; Chordata; Mammalia; Chiroptera; Hipposideridae. Gene Ontology annotation, biological process: lactate catabolic process. The record is from RefSeq and is a predicted model, not a curated record. Gene Ontology annotation, molecular function: FAD binding; D-lactate dehydrogenase (cytochrome) activity; D-lactate dehydrogenase (NAD+) activity.
CCCAGCUUAAGUGUCCACAGUCCUCCGGCUACUGCCCAGCUAUGGCCAGUCUGCUCUGGGCUGCUGUAACGGGGAGACUGUUCCCUUGGAGGGGCUACUGCUCCAGGGGGACUCAGGGCAAACUCAGCAAGGACUUUGUGGAGGCUCUGAAGGCAGUUGUGGGGAGUCCCCAUGUGACUACUGCUGCUUCGGUCCUAGAGCAACACGGGCAUGAUGAGUCGAUGCAUAGGUGCCAACCUCCAGACGUCGUGGUGUGGCCCCAGAAUGUGGAGCAUGUCAGCCAGCUGGCAGCCCUGUGCUAUGGCCAAAAUGUGCCCAUCAUCCCAUUCGGUACAGGCACCGGGCUUGAGGGUGGAGUCUGUGCUGUGCAGGGUGGUGUCUGCAUCAAUCUGACACAUAUGGACCGAAUCCUGGAGCUGAAUCCAGAAGACUUCUCUGUGGUGGUGGAACCUGGCGUCACCCGCAAAGCACUCAACACCCACUUGCGGGGCAGUGGCCUCUGGUUUCCUGUAGACCCAGGGGCGGACGCCUCUCUCUGUGGCAUGGCGGCCACUGGGGCCUCAGGCACCAACACUGUGCGCUAUGGUACCAUGCGGGACAACGUGCUAAACCUGGAGGUGGUGCUGCCUGGUGGGCAACUACUUCACACCGCGGGCCGAGGCCGUCAUUUCCGGAAGAGCGCAGCUGGCUACAACCUCACCGGGCUCUUUGUGGGCUCUGAGGGGACGCUGGGCCUCAUCACAGCAGCUACCCUGCGCCUGCACCCUGUCCCUGAGGCCACGGUGGCUGCCACCUGUGCAUUCCCCAGUGUCCAGGCGGCCGUGGACAGCACCAUAUGCAUCCUCCAGGCUGCAGUGCCCGUGGCCCGCAUCGAGUUCCUGGAUGAUGUCACGAUGGAUGCCUGCAACAGGUACAGCAACCUGAACAGCUCCGUGGCACCCACACUCUUUCUUGAAUUCCAUGGCUCCAAGCAGGCGCUGGAAGAGCAGCUACAGCGGGCAGAGGAGAUCACCCAGUACCAUGGAGCCUCCCACUUCUCCUGGGCCAAGGAGGCGGAGCAGCGCAGCAAGCUCUGGACCGCAAGGCACAACGUCUGGUACGCAAUCCUGGCCUUGCGGCCGGGCUGCAAGGGCUAUUCCACCGAUGUCUGUGUGCCCAUCUCCCGGCUGCCGGAGAUCCUGGUGCAGACCAAGGAGGACCUGAAGGCCUCGGGGCUCACAGGAGCCAUUGUUGGACACGUGGGUGACGGCAACUUCCAUUGCAUCCUACUGGUAGACCCAGAGGACGCUGAGGAACGUCAGAGGGUUAAGGCCUUUUCACAUCAGCUGGUCAGGCGGGCACUGGCACUCCGUGGGACAUGCACUGGGGAGCAUGGCAUUGGGCUGGGCAAACGGCAGCUGUUGCAGGAGGAGGUGGGCACCGUGGGCAUGGAGACCAUGUGGCAGAUCAAGGCCACACUGGAUCCCCGAGGCCUCAUGAACCCAGGCAAGGUGCUGUGAGGGGCCCCAAGCACUUGGCCCCCAAGUUCCCAGACAACGGAACCUCCUGCUCUGGAAUCUUUCUUCGUAACAGAGAACAGCUCUGCCUUUGCCUCUUAUCUGGAACCCAAGGGCAGAGGCUAGGCGAGAAGCCAGUGUGCGAGACUCCUUCCUGGCCCUCUUGCUGUCCUCAGGAGCCUUUGGUCCAGUAAACGGUUCAGGGUCAUUCUGCUGAAGCUGCUUCCUCUGUUCUUUUACACAUCCUGUCCUGGCUGGAAGGAGCAGUAUGGGUCACCCCAAAGACUAAGGCCACUCCUCUCCAUCCAGGCCUCCUCAUUGCUGGGGGCCUGGGACAAAGCCUGAGGGACCCAGCGCCCUUAGCCCUCUUCUGUCUGACUGGUGACGGAUACUCCUUUCUUGGUAUGGAAGGGGGCCUUGAUAUUUCUCCUUGGGGUUCUCAAAAUAAACCUGGACCCCAUGUGUGGCA